Molecule: messenger RNA, 697 nt
Organism: Paramecium pentaurelia
Lineage: Eukaryota; Ciliophora; Oligohymenophorea; Peniculida; Parameciidae
Source: the annotation of a GenBank genome assembly
AAUGGCAGAACCUUUAACAAUAAAAUUGUUAGUUGUUGGAGAUGGAUCAGUUGGAAAAACUUGCAUAUUAUUGAGGUAGAUUAGUUUCAAUAGUUAAUCAUUUAUAGUUAUACAACAGAUAAAUUUCCAACCGAUUAUGUACCAACUGUUUUUGAUAACUAUUAAUCAAAAGUUCAAAUUGAUGGGCAUGAUGUUAAUUUAAGUUUAUGGUAUGAUAAUAUUAAAUUAGGGAUACGGCUGGAUAGGAAGGAUAUAAUCAAGUUCGAUAAUUAAGUUAUGAUGGAACUGAUGUCUUUUUAAUUGUUUAUUCAGUAACUGAGAACACAACUUUUUAGAAUGCACUCGAGAAAGUAAAUAUUAAACCUAGAUUAUAGUGGUAUCCUGAAUUGAACAAAGAUAAAUUUGCCUAAGUUCCAAAGUUAAUAGUAGGAAAUAAAAUUGAUAUGAGAGAUGAAGGUAAUUCAAGACAUAUUAAGAAAUCAGCUGUAAUUAAAUAUUUAUUAAAAUAAAGGCUGAAUAAUUAGUAAAGAAUAUCAAUGCUUAAUUAUUUGAAGUCUCAGCAUUAACAUAGGAAGGAUUAAAACCACUAUUUGAUACAGCAAUAAAAAUUGCUUAUGAUAAAAAGUAGAAAGAAAUCAUGGAUUCUAAAAAAUCACAAUAGCCAGCUUAAACAAAUGCUUGUUGCUAAUUGAUAUGA